GUGAUAAUACAUCUCUUUAUACAUUCUGUGAUCUAGCCCAUGUCGCAUUUAAGUAUCGUAUGAAUACACGGACAAGAUAGCUCCCCGACCUGUUAAUUAAUUUCCCUGGGUGUCCGCUGGUCGUGCUUCUGGACGGGUCGUCUGGUGAACUCGCGACACAUCUAGCUCCCACCCACUCGCGCGUCGGCGUCAAGGUGUGGAGAUGGAGUCCGCGGGCACGGAGAUCAGCUUCACGUUCCCCGGUUCUGGAUCUGGUGCAUCCAAUGGAUGUAGCGGCCCAGCAGUCUCACCAGAUUCGUUGCGGUUUGCAAGGCAUCCUGGAUCCCUGGGCGCAGUUCGUGAGGUCACCGAAGAUGAUCCCAGCGGCCGAUUCCCAGAUUUAUUAGAUACAGUUGAAGCUGUUCUGCGCCCAGACGUCAGCGAUUCAGAAGAGAAUAAGGCCAGCAGGGCGGAGAAUGUGUAUGUAGCCCUGGAUGACAAGGUUGGAUGGGUUAGCAGGAAACGGCGGGAUGUCAUGCCAGACGAAAGACCAACAAGUGCAGACAGGGUCACCGCGCUGGAAAAAGCUCUAACCGGGUUUGCAGAUAGGGAUUCAGAUUCUGUUGUGACUCCGUCCGUUGGGCUAUCAUUUGACUCGAUAAAUGAGGCAUAUGAAUUCUACAACCUGUAUUCUUGGGAGUGUGGAUUUGGUGUUCGCUAUGCAAAGAGCAGGACGAAUGUAAAAGGGACAAAAUGCAUGCAGGAGUUCGUCUGCUGCUGCUCGGGCAAACCAAAAGAAGCAAAUACGAAGUCUACAUGGUGUCAAUGCCAAGCCAUGAUAAGGCUUCUCCGAACGGACGACGAAGGCUGGUACAUCAACAAAUUCAGAGUUGAGAAUGUGCCGUUCACCAAGAGAUGUUUAAGGACUCUGUGUGGGAAGCUUAGCAGGGAGCAAGCUGAUGACGAUGUGUGAAAGACAAUGGCUAUUUUUUCAGAAAUGAAAGCACAAGACAGCGAGUUCACAUACAACAUUCAGGUAGAUGAUGAGGAUACGGACCCUUAUGUGGAUGAACGGGCGUAGCAAAACACAGUACCAUCACUUCGGUGACGUUAUCACCUUCGACCCGACAUACAAAACAAACCUGUAUGAUAUGCCAUUUGGUCUGUUUGUGGGGGUGAAUAAUCAUUUUCAGAGUGUGCUUUAUGCGGGGGUUUUGAUGCGAGACGAGACCGAGGAUACAUUCAAAUGGAUUUUUGAUGAGUUCGUGAAGAUGAUGGGUGGUAAAAAACCAAUUACAAUUCUAACAGAUCAAGCUAGAGCCAUGGAAAAGGCAAUCGAGGAGGUGUAUCCUGAAUCCACGCAUCGCUGGUGCAAAUGGCACGUGCUGAAGAAGGCCAAAGAAAACCUGGGUGCUCAUUACACCAAGAAGUCAGAUUUCAGGGCUGAAUUCCACAAGCUUGUGCAUGAGAUGCUGACUAUUGAUGAAUUCGAGGACGGCUGGGCAGCAUUGCUUGACAAAUAUUCACUGAAAACAAAUCCAUAUCUCGUGCAGAUCUACGAGACUAGGCAGAAGUGGGCAAAACCUUACUUUGCCGGGAAAUUCUGUGCUCGCCAAACUAGCACUGGCAGGAGUGAGAGUGCAAACCAUAUGCUGAAGCAGUAUGUCCCCCCGUCAUGCUCAAUGAAUCUAUUUGUCAAGCAAUACAACAAGCUCCAGUUCGACCGAGAACAGGAGGAAGGAUUCCAGGAGAAACGUACUAGACUGAGUCAUGUUGUGCUGAAGGUGAACACCUCUCUUGAAGUACACGCAAGCAAGAUAUAUACUAGGAAGAUGUUUGAGAUUUUUGGUGGCAUACUGUAUGAAUCUGGAAUGUAUGAUGUCGAAGAAAUCAUAGAGAAGCAGAAAUACAUAGUGACACACCGGAGAGCCGAGCUCUGUGAGAAGUGGUUCAAGUGCCGGUUUGAAGUCAACGUGUCUAAUAACCUUGGUUAUUUCUCGUGCAUUUGCGGUCUGUUUGAGCACAUGGGCAUGGUUUGCUGUCACUCGCUACAGGUGAUGGUUCUACUACGCCUGAAGCAGAUACCUUCGAGGCAUAUACUGAAAAGGUGGAGCAUACACGGCAGAGACAACCUGCCAGCGCAUCUGAAGCACUAUCAACAAGACAUGGGUCUGUCGGAUGCGCCCACUUUCAGGCAUUCUGCUCUGUACAUCACUGCCCUGGAGGUUGCAAAUAUGGGGGACAGGAACCCGGCAGCUUCUGAGUUUAUGAUGACAGGCCUGGUUGAACUUAGAACAAGAGGCGCCGAGGUGUGCGCGUUCAAUGACGGCCUUGGCGUCGUUGAGCAACAGGUAUCCAACAAUGUAGUUCUUGGCGGUCCAAACUCAAAGUUUUUCAACGGCAAGACAUCUUGCUCCGUAAGAAGUGUGGAAGGCAAUCGAACUAAAUCACGCGAUGCCGCGUCUGUGUCUAUGCAUCCUCCAAUUAGCCAGGCCUCAGAAGCAUCAUGCCCAAAUGGUGAUGGGUACAAUUCAGAUUUCUUUGAAGCCGCGUCCAGCCUGAUGCCCAAUGUUGAACAAGAACUGCUUGCCCCGGAAAGAAAAAACAAACAAGGCGGGCCAACCACUAGCCGUGAUAAACUCCUUAUGAGAAAGACAUCGCCAAGAGAUCUAGGUUCUGUUCCAUCUGCAGGGGCAAAGGUCACAAAGCCAGCACUUGCCCUGAUCAAGGUGAUAUCCCCAAAAAGGAAAGGAAGGUGGCCACAUGCGGCAAAUGCAGGGUUCCAGGGCACCGAAGGAUGACUUGCAGCAAGCCUCUCGUCUCGAUGAUGCCCGGUGUCCCUCCUUCACAUUAGACGGUGAAUUUCGUACGCUGAUUCCCCCGUGUAACAUUUGCUUAGGUAUGGGCGUGCUGUCUGAACGUAUCUAGAUGCACAUGUGUUGUGCUGUCUGAACAUACGUACUUGCGUUUUAUAUAAUCUAUCAAACGUGUUUGAACGA
Molecule: messenger RNA, 2978 nt
Organism: Triticum aestivum (bread wheat)
Lineage: Eukaryota; Viridiplantae; Streptophyta; Magnoliopsida; Poales; Poaceae
Product: protein FAR1-RELATED SEQUENCE 5
Exons: 8
Coding region: 1020-2780 (586 amino acids)
Biological process (GO): regulation of DNA-templated transcription
Molecular function (GO): zinc ion binding
Source: RefSeq, a predicted model, not a curated record